Messenger RNA from Rhipicephalus sanguineus (brown dog tick), 1110 nucleotides. Its product is annotated as TATA-binding protein-associated factor 172-like. The record is from RefSeq and is a predicted model, not a curated record. The coding region runs from base 1 to 1110 and encodes 369 amino acids. Gene Ontology annotation, molecular function: DNA binding; ATP-dependent chromatin remodeler activity; TBP-class protein binding. Lineage: Eukaryota; Metazoa; Arthropoda; Arachnida; Ixodida; Ixodidae. The transcript is spliced from 7 exons.
AUGCACAGCUUGUCAGGUGUCAUUGAGGGGCUCUCCCUGGGCAUUGUGCCGUACCUGGUGUUCUUGGUGGUGCCUGUUCUGGGCCGCAUGAGUGACCAGGAUGAAGCUGUCCGGCUUAUGGCCACCCACUGCUUUGCUGCCCUGGUUCGCCUGAUGCCCCUUGACAGUGGUGCCAUUGAUGAGGCCGGAGGACCCCUGUCGGCCGACCUGCGUGAGCGCCGAGCGAGUGAGCGCCAUUUCUUGGAGCAGCUGAUGAAUGCACGGCAUGCAGACAACUAUGAACUGAGUGUGCCCAUCAAUGCGCAGUUGCGCUCUUACCAACAGGAGGGUGUGAACUGGUUGGCAUUCCUGAAUAAGUACAGCCUGCAUGGCAUCUUAUGUGAUGACAUGGGUCUGGGCAAGACACUCCAGUCCAUCUGCAUUCUGGCCUCGGACCACCACAAAAGAGAGCAGCUGUACAAGGAAACGCAGCGUGCAGAUGCCAAGCCUCUUCCCUCAUUGGUCGUGUGCCCGCCUACGUUAACAGGUCACUGGGUGUACGAGGUGGAGAAGUUUGUCUCAAGCCAGUACCUGCAACCACUGCACUACACGGGACCCCCAAUGGAGCGUGCCAGGCUGCAGGAGAAAGCACACAAGCACAACCUGGUGGUGGCCUCAUACGACAUUGUGCGCAACGACAUUGAUUUUUUUGCUACCAUCAGGUGGAACUACUGCAUUCUUGACGAGGGGCACAUCAUCAAGAAUGGACGAACCAAGCUGGCACGUGCCCUGAAGCAGCUGCAGGCCAACCACCGGCUCAUUCUGACGGGCACACCCAUCCAGAACCAAGUGCUUGACCUGUGGUCUCUGUUCGACUUCCUCAUGCCAGGAUUCCUGGGCACGGAGCGGCAGUUUGCGCAACGCUUUAGCCGCCCUAUCCUACAGUCACGUGACGCCAAGUCUUCCUCAAGAGAGCAGGAGGCUGGAGUGCUGGCCAUGGAAAGCUUGCAUCGGCAAGUCCUUCCAUUCUUGCUGCGUAGAGUCAAGGAUGACGUCCUGCAGGAUCUGCCCCCAAAAAUAAUCCAGGACUACUACUGUGAGCUGAGCCCACUACAGGUACGUAUUCACUAG